Molecule: messenger RNA, 558 nt
Organism: Seminavis robusta
Lineage: Eukaryota; Bacillariophyta; Bacillariophyceae; Naviculales; Naviculaceae
Source: the annotation of a GenBank genome assembly
AUGUUAUCGCGGUUAUCCAUCCUUUUCCUGCUGACGAGCACCGUCUCUGGAUUCCUCAUUCCCGUUCCGGAACAAAAGGUUGCAGCAACGGCGCUUUCGGCAAGCCGACGAGAUGUGAUUGUACAGGGAUUCUCAGUGGCUGCCAUCGCGGCUGCCCUUCCCGCUUGGGCGGAUGUGUCGGAUGGAACCAUGCUGCCAGAAGGGGCAAGACAAUUCGCCCGAUUGAUUCGGGUAAAGGCAGACUUGAAGGGCGUGGCGACACGAGUCAAGGAUAACUCUGCCGAAAUUGACAGGAAGGAAUGGGACAACAUUAGUCAGUUUCUGCGUCAAAUUUAUCAAUCUGCCGACGACAUGAAGGGCAUUGCGGGCGGUAUCUUUGACGCGGACAAGAAAAAACAGGCAUUGGCCGAUGCAGAAUCACUCAAAAAAUAUGCCAAGGCAGCCGAUGGACCAGUCUCAAAUCAAGACAGACAAGGUUUUCUGGCCGCGACCGUCAAGAUGGAUGAUCUUUUUGAAGACUUUUUGGAUCAGUUGCGUGAUGUGCCAGAUGAAAUCUAA